GAAAGACUUCAAUUUUGCAAAGUUCUAAGAUUCCCAGAGGAAAAUUUGUCCCCCCCUUCUGCUUCUCUCCAUUACCCUCUUUUUUUUUUUUUUUUUGGGUUUUUGGUCUUUUGCUGUUUGGAUUCUAAGAAAAAACCAAGAUAACCUAAAAGAAAGAAAAAUUCGGCAUCAAAACAAAAAGCAAAAACAAGAGCCUUCUCUCUCUCUCUCUCUCUCUCUCUAAACAAAAGCCUCAAAGUUCUGCAGCUGCUUUACGACCCCUCCACAACCCCACUACCUUGGUUACUUCAUUUUCUAUCGUUGUUGUUGUUUCCAAGAAGCCAAGUAUUCACUUUUGGACUUCUCAUUUCUUGUGUACAUGAAAGUUCUACAAUAAUAUUAUCUGGGUAUAUGAGGAUUCAGCUUCUCCUUCUUUGUUUGGUGAUGGUGUUUGGUUAGAGGCCCUUCGUGUGGUGCUUGUGUUGUGUAUCUCUCAGUUCAGCAAUGGAGGACUCGGCUAAGGUUCGGCUUGUUCGGUGCCCCAAGUGUCAAAAUCUUCUUCCCGAGCUCGCUGACUAUUCUGUUUAUCAAUGUGGCGGUUGUGGUGCUGUUCUUCGAGCAGGAAAGCUUAAAGGUUAUGGAAGUGGUAGCUUGUGGGAGGCGUCAGAUGAGGGACAUGGUGGAGGAGAUCCUUCUAAAUCAGGAAAUUCCUUGGGGAAAGGGGUAGUUGAUUCAGAUGUUGAUGUUCAGUCCAAUGGUGGCUUCUCAAGGGAAGAUCAAAGGGAUUCAGAGAAGCCAAAUAACAGGCAUGAGAGGUUUCUGAAUCGUUCCAAGGAUGGUGAUGAGAAAGUGGUUUUGGAGAAUGGUUUUGGUGUUAAUAAAAACAAAGAUGAAAGGGGUAAAUCAAUAGGUAGAGAGGAGCAGGAACAGAAGUCUCACAUGGGAGGGUCCAAAUUCUUUGGGAGUAUGUCUAAUUGGCCAAAUGGGGAUAGAGGUGAGAUGGAAGGGUUUAGGAGAAAGCCACCUGCUGAUAUGGAAGGUGGGAGAUUUUCCACCUUGAAUCAUCCUGAUGAGGGAACAUCAAAUAACUAUUCCAGUUUUUCUUAUAAUUAUGGCAAUUUUAGAGACAUGGAUGGUGUGAGCAAAGUUCAUCUCCUUGAACAAGAUCGAGCUGAGCUGCUAAGGAAGCUGAAUGAGUUAUCAAACCAGCUGAACCAUUCUUCUGAAGUGGUUAAUAACCCAAACGAAAAGGUUCCUCCAGAUCCUUAUGGUGGCCCUGGGUUGGACAGGACCUCAAGGCAAUUUGUUGGCCCUAAUAAACAUGUGGCAGGCCCCCCUUAUUCCAAUUAUCCAUAUGCUUAUACAAAUGGUAAUGAAAUGGCCAUGCUCAACUUCCACCCUUCAAUGCAUAAUCCAAAUUAUAUUCCUGGAUACGGGGAUCCUUUUGUAUCCCAAAUGAUGAGAGGUCCACAUCCCUUAGUCCAUCAGUUCCCACAACAACCAAUGCAUCCCUACUUUCCUGGACACUAUGUUGAUACUAGUACAGAUUCAUAUGAACCAUAUGCACAUAAUGCAAUGCUUCACCCGCCUUCUUGCUCUUGUUUUCGUUGCUAUGACAACAAACGAAGAGGUUCAGUGCCAGCGCCAUCUGCUGCAUUCAUUAACAGCAGAUUCCCUGAUACCCCAAAUGAUCAUAUGUUAUACCGUCAUGAAAUCCCAGGGGCAUCUGGUCCACAUGUUCAUAACACUAGAACUGCCAUUCCUGCUGCUAGUUUUCAUGAAAAACAAUUACAAACAAGAUGGCCUAAUGACUUAAAUUCUGAGAUGGGUGGGUUUGUCAGAAGCCGUCCUAGGAAAGUAAUGACAGCUAGUGCUAGUAGGCAUUGCCAUCCUAUAGCUGGUGGUUCUCCUUUCAUCACAUGUUGUAAUUGCUUUGAGUUACUGCAACUACCUAAAAAGGCACUUGUUAUGGUGAAGAAAAACCAUCAGCAGAAAGUGCGAUGCGGGGCUUGUUCUUUAGAAAUAAGUUUUGCUAUCAUCAAUAAGAAGCUAGUUAUUUCUCCUCAUUCAGAAAUGAAGGAAACCACUACAAGGAUUGAUGAUACCUCUAAUGAGGUUGUGAAUAGCGGUGUGUCACAUUCCCAUGCUCAUGUGAACACAAGUGGUGUUAACUUCUCAUCUGAUGAUUAUUCUGGUUAUGAUUUUCACUCUGUAGAUAGAGAAUCUCCUGUGCUGGCUGCAGAGCCAAGCUUAAACUCUAGCAAGCCUCAAGAGAUGCAAAGCUUCCAUUCUUCAUCUCCUAGUACCUCUGAAGAUGAAAAUAGUCCAGAAGUUAUGAUAGCACCAAGUGAAGCCACAAAGUCCAUUCAUCAGCCAACUAAAGCCUCUCUGUCUCCUCCACCUGCUGGCUCACCUCUUCAAGAGUAUUUUGAUUAUUCGGGUAAUAACCAUGCAGUAAAUCGGUUUGGGAAAGGCAACCGAAGUAGUCGAUCAGAACAAGAGAAGGCAAAAAUAGAAAAGAAUACCUCAAGGCAAAAUUCUUUGAAAGAGGUAGUGCUUGCAACUGAGAUGGAUGUCCAUGAUUAUUCUAACAUUGGGGUCUCUCAGGAUUCUGGUGAUGCAAGCCGAGAACAUGAUCCUAGAUCUAGCAAAGGGGGUGAAUCCUUUUUUUCCAACUUUAUCAAGAAAGGCCUCCGGUUCCGGGAUUCCUCCCAAUCCAGUCAAAUAGAUGAACAUGGCAAUAGUAAUGUUAGUGUAAAUGGACAACCUAUAUCAGACUGUGUGAUUAAGAAGGCUGAAAAGCUAGCUGGACCAAUUCAGCCAGGAAAUUACUGGUAUGAUUUUCGGGCUGGAUUUUGGGGUGUCAUGGGUGGACCAUGUCUUGGAAUAAUUCCACCAUUCAUAGAAGAAUUCAAUUAUCCCAUGCCAGAUAAAUGUGCUGGUGGAAAUACUGGUGUUUUUGUUAAUGGUAGAGAACUUCACCAAAAAGAUUUAGAUUUGCUUUCACGUAGAGGACUUCCUCAUGAUAAUGAUAGAUCAUAUAUCGUUGAAAUUUCUGGGAGAGUCUUGGAUGAAGACACAGGAGAAGAGCUAGACAGCCUUGGCAAACUUGCACCAACAGUGGAGAAAGCAAAGCAUGGAUUUGGCAUGAAAGUACCCAGAGCAGCUGCAUAAUCAAAUUGUAGAAAUAAAAAUUCUAUUAAGAUUUGAGUAGGAGACCUACCUAUGUUCUAAUCCUUCCGCAUAUUUGGAACAUUACGUCACGCCAGAUCAUGGGGAAAUUUUUCAUAUGUUUGCAAGAUUACUUGAAAUUCUUGUCUGGUGCAUGGCAAAGUCCAAGUGAUUUUGCACAUGACUUGCAUUUAGAUUAUAUAACGUGUAAAAUUUUCAUUCCUAUAUGAUCAAGAAAAAACAUUAAAAUUUUUUGUGCUCGCAGUCUUGUACCUACUCCAGAAU
This is a messenger RNA of Gastrolobium bilobum, 3435 nucleotides long. RefSeq lists its product as uncharacterized. The coding region runs from base 484 to 3153 and encodes 889 amino acids. The record is from RefSeq and is a predicted model, not a curated record. Gene Ontology annotation, biological process: regulation of defense response to fungus. NCBI's taxonomy places the organism in Eukaryota, Viridiplantae, Streptophyta, Magnoliopsida, Fabales, Fabaceae. The transcript has 5 exons.